AUCAGCUUUUACGUUCUUAGUUCUUACUAAUAUUCAUUUUCUCUUUCGAAGUGUUGCAUUUGAUAGAGGAUUAAAAAUGGGAUCUAAUUUUGCACAAGCACUUUCUGCAAUAUUGCUAAUGGCUUCAAUGGUGGCAAUUAGCACAGGCAGCAAGGAUUGGCAGCAGCGGAACUACACUGGCUGGGGUUUUAACCAUGGUCGUCCGUAUCACCUCAACAAGACAAACGAACCCAGCAAGAUUGUUGUGGGUGGCUCCGAAAACUGGCACUAUGGUUAUAACUAUGUUGAUUGGUCUCUGAAAAAUGGCCCCUUUUACGUUCAGGACACUCUUGUUUUCAAGUAUGAUCCGCCAAGCAACACCACACCACCUCACAGCGUCUACAUGCUACCAAACCUUUGGAGCUUCAUACAUUGUGACUUAAGCCAAGCAAGGUUGAUCGGAAGUCCAACACAAGGUGGCGGAGACGGUGUUGAGUUGGUGCUCAAGAGCUGGCAGCCGUACUACUUCGCUUGCGGCGAGCACAACGGUACUCAUUGUAAAGACGGAAUGAUGAGGUUCUUCGUCUUCCCAAAGCUUCGCGGCUACUGAGAGCUCGUGACCUGCGCACUCUCAAGAAUAGAAAAUAACUGGCCAGAUAGUCAUGCAUAUUGGUCUGGCGAUGGAGCUUAAUACAAGACUUGGCAUAUAUAAGAAGUUUUGACAUAUUGUAUUUGAAAUAAAUUUUCCCCAUUUAAUUUGAUUAUUUACCUUUGAGCAGUAAGAAGACUCGGUUGU
Molecule: messenger RNA, 775 nt
Organism: Argentina anserina (silverweed cinquefoil)
Lineage: Eukaryota; Viridiplantae; Streptophyta; Magnoliopsida; Rosales; Rosaceae
Exons: 2
Coding region: 77-589 (170 amino acids)
Molecular function (GO): electron transfer activity
Source: RefSeq, a predicted model, not a curated record